Molecule: messenger RNA, 1385 nt
Organism: Lingula anatina
Lineage: Eukaryota; Metazoa; Brachiopoda; Lingulata; Lingulida; Lingulidae
Product: DNA-directed RNA polymerase III subunit RPC6
Biological process (GO): transcription by RNA polymerase III
Cellular component (GO): RNA polymerase III complex
Source: RefSeq, a predicted model, not a curated record
AGGCAAUAAUAAGCACUAAUAAGCAAAAAUGGCAGAGUCAGCAAAUGCGCCGGUGAAGCAAGAGCCUGUAGACGCGGUAAAUCUAGAGAGCAGGAUCCUGGAAUUAUGUAUGGAGUUUCCCAAAGGGCUUACUGAUGCAAUCAUUCAGAACUCAAUGCCACAGUUUGAUGCACAACAAAGAGUAACGGCCAUAAACAGACUGCUUUCCACUGGCCAGGUAGACCUACUGAAAAGCUCUACAGGCUUGGUUUAUAAGCUAAAGGAUUCAGCUGCAGUAAGCAAAGUAAAAGGAUCAGAUCAUCAGGAGCGAUUGGUAUACCAAAUUAUUGAAGCAGCUGAAAACAAAGGCAUUUGGAUUAGAGAUAUACGUUUCAAAAGUAACUUGCUACUCACCCAAGUCAACAAGAUACUGAAGAAUCUUGAAAGCAAGAAGCUCAUCAAAGCUGUAAAAUCUGUAGCAGCAUCUAAAAAGAAAGUGUACAUGUUGUACAAUUUAGAGCCAGAUAGAACAGUCACGGGGGGUGCCUGGUACAGUGAUCAAGAUUUUGAGUCGGAAUUUGUAGAAGUUUUAAACCAACAGUGCUUUAAGUUCUUGGAGCAAAAGGCUGCUUUAGCAAGAGAUUCUAAGGCAGAUCCCAUGGCACAGAAAAAUGCUGCCUACACAUCAUCUAGUGAUGUGUGGAAGUAUAUAUCAGAGCUAGGAAUAAGUAAGGUACAACUCUCUAUAGCUGAUAUAGAAACCAUUUUAGACACCUUGAUAUACGAUGGCAAGGUAGAGAGAACAGUUGUGGCCGCAGCAGCAGGUGGAGACGCUGAUGCAGGUCAAUUAAAGUUAUACAGGGCCAUCAGUCCUCUGAUCCAACCCACAGGACUGAUGAAGACGCCUUGUGGAGUUUGCCCUGUUAUAAAAGACUGUUAUGAAGGAGGAGCUGUAUCACCAUCAACAUGCAUAUAUAUGAAGGAAUGGCUGGAUUAUUAAAACUUCAUAUUUAAACUUCAUCAGUCUUCAUCAGAGUUAAAUCUAGAAUUCUACACAUCAUCUGCAAUCAAGUGGUGACACUGCACAUUGAGAGGUUGCCAAAAUCAACUUUCUACAAAGAUAACACAAUGACCAAACCUGUUAAGAAAUAAAAAGGAAAUGCAGGUCGUUUUAGUUUCUUGAAUGUUUGUACUUUGUUCAUUUAAGAGUUAAGCACUUUUGAAACUACAGCAUGGCAAUGUUUUCCUGAUGAAACAAGUCACUUUUUUUCCAAAGCUACUGUGACUAGCAUAAAUGGGCCAUAAAAGAUUCUAACAUCAAUGUGCAUAUGAGUUCUCUAUAUGACUUUCUUUGUAAUGUGAUUUUGUAAAGCCUAGGUCCCAACUACGUUUUGGACGCACGGUUU